GAGAUGGAGAGAUAGAAAUCUCCAGUAAACCCUAACCCCAAUUUUGUUAUUGAAGAAAGAAGAAAUCACCAACUAAAUCGGUCAAGGCUAAGUUUUCUUUCUAUAUCUAUGAUUUUAAUUUUAAUUUUAAUUUCCUGGAUGUUGUUUUUGUUUUGAUUGAGAAAAAAUUCCCCAAUGUAGUUAGGGUUUAUUCUUCAAUGAGUUUUGAUUUGAGGAGAAAUGGUCACAGAAUAAGAAAUAUCAAUUGUGUGUAAUGUGGGUAUCUAUUUUCAAUGUUUUGAAAUUGAGAAGAAUAAUCCCCAAUAUAGUUAGGGUUCUUCAAUGAAUUCUGAUAUACUAAAAUUUUAGAUUUUAGGUUCUUCUAUAACAGUAAACUUGUCUGUUCUUGUUUCAGUCUCAGCAAUAUAGAUAGAGAUCCAAGUGGACUUUGCUUGUUCAAUUGGAUGAUGCCGCACCAGGAUUAGUGUGAAAUUGAGAACUUUAGUUGAUAUAGCAGAUAACCUGGGGGUUGUCAAUGUUAAUGUCCAGGUUAAGGGGCAACAAAGUUUCAUGAGAGUGUCAGAAGAUGACCUUUAUCACCUACUUACUUGUUUUUGUCAGGUUAAAACCUAAAGUCCAUCACUGUAAUAUGAGGAACAAGUAGAAGUCCAUGUCUAAUCUUUUACUUAUAUUUUUUCUUUUACAAAAUGUUUUUGGCUUCUACUACGUGAAUCCGAUUUCAGCAUAUAGUGAAAGUGUGUAUAUCUUGUUUAAGUCUAAGCGUUGAUAGUUAAAGAGCUGAAUUUCUAAAAUGUUUUAAUAACCUUUUUCUCUAUUCUGAUUUGCUUCUAGGCGUUCCUGAAGGCUUGGCACGCCACGUGCACUGCAGCAACAGGGAGACCUAGAAUGAUCGUCCCCAAAGGAAAGAAGUUUUUAGUCGGACCAAUUAACUUCUUAGGUCCGUGCCUGACCAAAAUUAUUACUGUUCAGAUAUCUGGAACAAUAGUUGGUCCUGUAACUCUUAAAGAAUGGGGAUGGCCAAAUAUCAUUAUAAGAUGGAUCGUAUUCAAAAACGUGGAUGGGCUUACUGUACAAGGAGGAGGAAUAAUCAAUGUCCGUGGUAAUUGUUGGUGCGAGAACUCCUGCAACAACCGUAACGGUAAAAACCGCCCGGGUUGCUCCAAAACGCAGCCACAUUCAGUUAACUUCAUUUCCACUAGUAAUAGCCAGUUGAAAGAUGUAACGGUCACCAAUAGCCCGAAGUUCCACGUGACGUUAUUGGACUUGACUAACUUUAACGUCACAAACCUGAAGGUGGAUUCCCCCGAAGAUAGUCCAAACACGGACGGCUUGCAUAGCAAAGCGUUGAGAAUGUUAGCAUCAGAAACAGUUACUUCAGGAGCGGCGACGAUUGUGUUUCCGUUGGCAACAGCAGCUUUCACGUCUACAUCAAUGAUUGCCAUUGCGGACCUGGGCAUGGAAUCAGUAUCGGGUCUUUGGGGGAGUGUGGGAACAGGGCAGAGGUUGAAGAAAUUCAUGUGCAAAGAGUAAAUUUCUUUGGCACAAUGAAUGGUGCAAGGAUCAAGACAUGGCAUGGCGGACAGGGAGAGUGCCAUUCGGUCUCUUUUAAGCAUUCCAACUUCACCAAUGUGAUGAAUCCCUUACUGAUUGACCAACACUACUUUGCGGAAUCUGCGAAAGAGACAAGUGCAGUAAAAAUCAGCAACAUUACUUAUGAAAACUUGCAUGGGACAACUAACAUAUUAACCCCAUCAGCCAUCAACCUGGGUUGCAGCAGAUUGGUUAGCUGUACGGGUCUUUACUUCAAUAACAUCUUCUUCACACCCGCAAGAAAUUCAGUGAAACUCAAGUCGACUUGCAUUAAUGCAAAGGGCAAAACUUGGGGGAGGAUAGAACCUCCCCUGAGUUGUCUCAAUCAUUGACACCCUCUCUCUCGCUCUCUCUCUCUCUCUCUCUCUCUCAGUGGAAGAUAGUAGCUAAUUAUGGUCAGCAGGGUAGAAUCAAUAAGUCAGAGUGCUUUGUUGCAUCGGUAUAUGGUCCUCAACAUCGAAAGCAAAGACGAAAGCUGUGGAGAGACCUUGGGAUGUACCAGCAGUUUCUGGAGGCGAUUACAGUGUAACCUGGCCAUUGGAGGACAGAAAUAAAGGCAAUCGUUCAGGACUUUCUUGCUUGUACUUGUGUAGAUAGGUUAUGGAUGAGCUUCUAGUACAAAUUAAUGAGCUAGAUGAGAGGGAGGUAGAUUUUAAAGGGUGUACAAGAAGGCAGAGUAUUUGAAGUGGUCUCUCUCAAUUGGAACGAUGAAAAUGAAAUACAAUGGACAGCCAACUGCUCCAAUCUCUAUUCUUUUUAUUUCUGUUUUUUCUAGUAAUACAAGUUAAACCUUUUUCUUCAGAUAGAAUAAGAAAUCGUGCGUUUACCGAA
Papaver somniferum (opium poppy) is the source of this 2421-nucleotide messenger RNA. RefSeq names its product polygalacturonase-like. NCBI's taxonomy places the organism in Eukaryota, Viridiplantae, Streptophyta, Magnoliopsida, Ranunculales, Papaveraceae. Bases 886 to 1530 code for a protein of 214 amino acids. Gene Ontology annotation, biological process: carbohydrate metabolic process. The transcript is spliced from 7 exons. Gene Ontology annotation, molecular function: polygalacturonase activity. The record is from RefSeq and is a predicted model, not a curated record.